AGGUGCACUCGACUCACAAUGUUGAGAGAAACCGCGAACGCCAUGUCGCUGCCAGUCCUGGAAUUAUCAUCAUGGAGCAUCAUCCUGUUGCUGUGCACGGCGGGAGUACGUUCCGGUCUGCCGCAGGGCAGGGAUCUGCCCACCCAGAGCCUCGAUGAGUUCCGGCAGCGGUACUUGCUGCCGCUGAUCUCCUCGGACACUCGGAACUGCACGCUGAAUGCCUGCGAGUCGCUGGGCAUUGUCUCCCAGCUGCUGAUGCUCAUCAACUCGAUGCCAAACGGCACUCAGUCUGCGGCCAGAGACCAGCAGCCGUCCAAGCCGAAGAAGGAAGUCCAUGGUGGCAAUGGCGAUGCCAACAGCGACGAGGUGAACGCCAUGACCCACCUGGCAAACUUUGACCUGGUGAAGCGUGUGCGUCAGAUCGAGAGUCGUCUGCGGUCCGUGGAGCAGCCCAUCUGGCACCUGUCCAGCGGCAGCCAGAUCGAGUGGAAUCACUGCACCUCCGGCGUGUGUCGCUGCAAUCCGGACACCAAGAGUUUCACCUGCUGGAACACGAACCUCAAGUCGGUGCCGGUCACCCAGGUUAUUCCCAUGAAUAUGGUGUCCAUUGAUCUCUCUCGGAACAUUCUCUCCACGCUGCACAAGGACACCUUUCGGGGAUUGACGCUGCUGAAGGAGUUGGACAUCUCGAACAAUGUGCUGGACUUUCUACCCUUUGAUUUGUUUCAGGACUUGGAUAGUCUACUGCAUCUUCGCAUUCAGAACAACCAACUGGAGGACAUUGAUCCGCGCACCUUUUGGAAGCUGCGCAACCUAAACAUUCUCGAUCUGAGCAAGAACGCGAUCGGUCUGCUGCCCGAAACGAUCUUCUUCCAUGCCCAGCGGCUCACCGUGAUCAACAUGUGCGACAAUCAAAUAAAGAACUUUCCCCCCAACCUGCUGCGCGAUCAACUGGAGCUCGAGGAGCUCGACAUGUCACGGAACAAGAUCGAGAAGCUCGGCUCCGGCAGUGUGCGCUCAUUGGACAAGCUGAAAACUCUCGACUUUGGCUGGAAUCAAAUUGCCCGGAUAGACGAUGAUUUCUUUGCGGGCUUGACGAGCCUGCGCAUCCUGAUGCUGCACAACAAUCGCAUCUCAUCGAUUUCGGCCACCAUCUUCAAUAAUCUCGUCAAUCUGGUGACCUUGGAUCUAACAAUGAACCGGAUCAGUCAUAUCGAUGGUCAGGCAUUUGUGGGGCUGAAACAUCUGAAUGAGCUGCUCCUCGGCCAGAACUCAAUGUCCAGCAUCCCCGCAGAUCUCUUCCUGCAUGUCAGUGCCCUCACCCGGUUGACGCUCUUCUCCAACAAUCUCACCACCCUGGAGGAGGAUGAUUUCCAGGGACUCAGCAGCCUGAAGAUUCUCAUGCUGAACAACAAUGUUCUCAAGUACUUUGAUGCCAGAGCCUUUGAGCCGCUCACCCAGCUGGAAAAGCUUCGAAUUGAUUCCAAUAAGCUGAUGUUCCUGCCCACGGGGGCGCUGCAUGGACUGGACAAGCUGGUGGCCGUCAAGUUGGACAAGAAUCCGUGGCACUGCGACUGUCGUGCCCUCUACCUGGCCCGCUGGAUACGCGAAUUUGUGCUGAAACUCUGGGACGGACAGCAGCCCAUGUGCCGGGGCCCCGGCGAUUUGGGCGGGCACGAGGUGGGCCUGCUGCGCUACGAUGAUCUGUGCGAUGGCCAGUGGGCCAGCAUGUUGUCCCUGUCGCCACGUCUGCCGGUCCGCAAGCACCGCAUCUCCACUCCGAUGAACUAUACUGACUAUUUCAAUCUGUACUUGAAGCACAUCUACAACAAGACCACCGACGAGGAGCUCAAAGAGGCAGAGAUAACCAGCGUGGCCAUCAAAAAGGUGCAUCACGAUUGAUCGAGGAUUUACAAUUAGUUAUUCAAUGUUAAAGCUUAUGCUAGA
Drosophila subobscura is the source of this 1947-nucleotide messenger RNA. RefSeq names its product platelet glycoprotein V. The coding region runs from base 19 to 1902 and encodes 627 amino acids. Gene Ontology annotation, molecular function: protein binding. The transcript has 6 exons. Lineage: Eukaryota; Metazoa; Arthropoda; Insecta; Diptera; Drosophilidae. The record is from RefSeq and is a predicted model, not a curated record.